ACAGAUUUCCAUAAUGGUAUUUUCUUUCAUGUGUCCCCCUUGUGCUGCAAAACAUUCCUCAGAACACAUUUUAUAUGCUAAAAGGCAAUCAGGUCCAAUUUAUAUAUGUAGUUUUAAACUCAGAUGCACAUCUGAAACAAAAGCCCUUAAGAUGUAGUGGCAUCAAUGAGGCAAAACCAUAUUGAUAUGGGAAAAAUAAUCACAUUUAGUUUAGCUACCUAACUCUGUCAAAUGUACAUUUCAUUUCUCGAAUAAGCCACAAGUAGCUAAGUUUAGACUGCAUGUUGUGUGAACUCAAUCAUAUCAUUUGUAAUCCAAAAGGCUAACAAACUCAGUCAACCCUGGCUUAAUUCAUACACUGCUAACCAUGGCUCAGCAUACCAUGUAAACCCAGCAGAAACAUGAAGUCCUCUAUUCUUUUAAUUAAGUUAAUGAGUUACCCUAAACUGUAUUGUUGAACAAAUUAGAGUUGGCUUGGGUACAAAGAUCUAUGAUUUACAAACCACAAUGCCUUGAAUCACACAACCAACAGAUGGCUUAGCAAGAUGCGGGAAUCGAUAGCUGAGUACUUUUUAAAAGCAUUUCAGAGCCGAUGCGUAGGUUAGAUAGGAUAAAAAAGAAAAAUUACAUAUUAUAAGUGAAGAGCCGCAUCCAAGCAGAAAAAUGGAAUGCUUUUCUUACACAAAUAAAGCAAACCCAACCAUUUGGUAGCGUUUGUAUAUGCGUUUCUGAUUUCAAUUCUAGGUAAAGACAAACGAGGGCUUCAGUACAUAUUGUCCUUCGUGUAGGAAUCCUUUUUCCCCCUUCAUCCUUGCUUUGUUUUGCUUCGCUUCCAAAUUAUUCCAGAAAAUGCAUUCUGCCAUUUGCUGAGAGACCGCGCGCGCGCCGUAAAGCCUACGCCCUCUGACUCUUUAGGCUCGCUGCGUUGAAGCAGGCUUCCUCUUACGUCACGUGCGUUCAUUUUCUCCCCCCAGCUCAGCGUGUUGCUGGCAUCUCCGGGGCUGAAACCCGAUGCGGCGCAGAACUACUGAAGUCCUCAAAUCCAUUCCCCACCUCAGUCCGCCAAUAGGUCGCUCCCCGCGCGGCGCCUUUCCCUUCGCGCUCGUCCCUGGCAUGGCUGAGAUUCUGGAGUUCCGUGUCCCCCCUGGGAACGAUCGGACUCUGCUCGUCUUGGGGCUGGAGUCAGAUGCGUCGGAGCAUGCUCUGUAUCUUGCCUUCUCUGCAUUUGGGCCACUCUAUUCUGUAAAACUGUACAGAAAUGCUCUGGUUGCUGGGCCUGGCUAUCACGCCUUUGUCAAGUUCUACUCUGCCCGAGAUGCCAGCCGGGCACAACAUGCUUGCAAUCAGAGGUCACUGUUUCAGAAAACUGCUCUGAAGGUUUGCCUUUGUACCAGACAACGGGCACCUACAAAGCAAACGUUAGCUUUGAACAGCCACAAAUGCCAGGAAUUAGCCAAUCACUACCUUGGUUUCAAUGGCUGGUCCAGUCGCAUCAUCACUCUGCAGAAUAUACCUGGUUUUGAAGAUGAUGAGAAAGAAGAAGGGGGAGCUUUGCCCAGGCACCAUCAUUCAAAGUAUCUGUGUGUGCAAGAAUUAAGCAUCCCUGAUUAUGGAAUUCAUACCAGAGGGAUUGGUGUGGCUGAACUUCAUGUGAACCCCAGUCAAGAGUUUCUCACGGCCACCCGCAACACUCAGAAGCUUGCAGUGCAACAGGCACUCUCAGAUGCAUUUCAGAAAAUACUCUUCAUAAUCCUAGAGAAUGGGAAGUUGGCAGUGGAGUACAGCUCUCCUGAGAAGGACCCCAUUGAUUGUUUAUCAGAAGAGGAACUCAGGGGUCUCAUUCAGGUGACCGAAUUGCCACUUUCACAGCUGAACCCUGUAGAAGAAGAGGAGAUCUUGUGUGAUCUUAACAUGGAUGGAGAAUAACAGUUGAUUGGCACAGAUUCUGUUUUCUUCUCGAUCUGGAAGUAUAUCCUGUUCCCUCCUAAGCACGUUAUCUGACCUGGAAGUUGGGUCUCCUUGUUUUUAGAGCAUUUGGGUGAUGAGGCUACCAAGUGAAAGCUACCAGUCAGAAGACAGAACUCUUCCAAGAAAAUUCUAAUUGCCUAUUUAUGUUUAGUGAUGAUUGGAAAGGCAGUAUGAUUUUUCUGAUUUUUAUAUUUUUCUAAUAAAUGACUUAGUAAUAGAAAAGGAUUGGUUGGCUCUGUACAUCUUUUUUCAAAGGCAGCAAAUGUUUUCAAUAAAAUAUCAGCUUUCUACCAUAUAUACCCAACAGGAUGAUUAUUUGCCCCCCCAUCCCCAAAUCAUUAUUUGUGAAUUGAGGGAGUGGGUUGAUAAGAAUAGAAUAAACAGUUGAAAAGAAAGGAAGAAACAAGAGUUGCAAAUGCUGGCAAAUACUGCUCUUGAAAAGUAUGGAUGCCCUUGAAAAUUAGGCUUGGUAAGGUCAGUUUGUCUGGUGAAAUUCCCUCUUCUGUAACAUCUUUUCUCCCUUUCCCUUUCCAGUUGCUUUUUCCUUUCCCCACCCUGCUAUCCAGUUUUUCCCCCCACCUUUCUCUCCAGUACAGCUGCUGCUAGUACUCACCCCAUCCCAUCCCUGUUCUGCUCUUGUUGGAAGUAAGGAGGAAAUGUGUGGGGAUGUUAGGCUCUGUCUGCUUGUGUUUCUGUGAGAGAGACAGAGGGAGUUUGUAUAUAAGGGAAUGGUCAGUGGAUAUAGACAGGGAUCAGUCAGUAUUAUAAAUGGGGCAUCCUAUUUUACAGGCAAGUAAUUUAAAUUCGUUUUUAAAUGAACUUAUUUAUUUUUAUGCUGGCUCUUCCUAUUCUUCAAGGAUGGAUUCUGGGAGGAGUGUGUGUAUCAACAGCAGCCAUAGCAAACCACUGUACCAAAAUGAUAAGUGUGUGAUAAUCUAAUCAUGCAAAAGCCACCUGCAAUUAUGCACGUGUAUUAGGACAUCUGAUACAAGUAUGUAUGCCGUGGCACUUAAUGCACAUGCCAUCAUUUGUCCCCUCUCCCCCCAUAGACAUCCAUGGUGUUUAUCACAUCCAGGUAUGACACAUGUGAAGCCAGGAAGCACUGCUUUUCAGUUCACCUGGUUCUUUGGAAGAGUCUUCCUGUGGAGAUCAGGCUGAUUUCUCCCAAUUGCAUUCAGGCAGAUGUUAAAGACCAAGUUGUGCUGGAGAGCAUUUUAACUCAUUUGGGGUCAUUUUUUUGUUGUGUUGUUGCUUUUUUUCCUGAGUUGUCAUUUUUAGUAUUCUCGAGAUUGAUUUUAUGUUUUUGGAUUUACCAUGGAUAUUGUAAAUUGUACCAUUGAUGUGAUCAUGUAAGCCACCAAGUGUUGGACUGGUUGCAGUGGGAUACAAAUGCAAUAAAC
Messenger RNA from Python bivittatus (Burmese python), 3368 nucleotides. It is a transcript of the gene RDM1, whose product is annotated as RAD52 motif containing 1. Lineage: Eukaryota; Metazoa; Chordata; Lepidosauria; Squamata; Pythonidae. The record is from RefSeq and is a predicted model, not a curated record. Gene Ontology annotation, molecular function: RNA binding. Gene Ontology annotation, cellular component: nucleolus.